AUGAACUAUAGUAACAUAGGGGAGGAAGUACAUAAUGGGACAGAGGAUAUAAUCAGUGACCUGCCCAGAAAUGUAAUAGACUCCAUCCUCGAGUUCAUGCCGAUGCAAGAUGCAGCAAGAACUAGUAACUUGUCCAGAAAGUGGAGGAAUAUUUGGUCUUCUCACCCAAUACCUGUGCUCGAUAAGGAGUUCUUUGUGAAGACCUUUGAAACCGAGAGAACCUAUGAAUUCGAGAAAUUAAUCAAUAAACUACUCUUCAGUCACAAUGGUCCCAUUCUGAAAUUCAGUCUCUACAUUCCAGAAGAAUAUUUUGUUCAGACAUUAUUAAUUGAUCAAUGGAUGCCAUUCUUGUCAAAGAAUGGUAUAAAGGAACUCUUUCUCGAUAAUCAUGCUGCUGCAACAGCUGACAAUGCACUCAAAGCAGCUUUGCACUAUCAGGAAACAGCAGAUUCCAUGGAUGAGAGCCUGAGUAAACUUCGAAUUUUGAUCGUUGAGCGGAAUAAGGAAGCUGAUGCCGAUGAAGAAUUUAGGAUUUCAAAACAUUUGAUGUGCUUCUCUCGAGCAUCGUCAAAAGCAGAGCUGAUAUACUUGGAUCCAAGCGAGUUAGUAAACUGA
Cornus florida is the source of this 615-nucleotide messenger RNA. Its product is annotated as F-box/FBD/LRR-repeat protein At1g13570-like. The record is from RefSeq and is a predicted model, not a curated record. Gene Ontology annotation, molecular function: protein binding. Bases 1 to 615 code for a protein of 204 amino acids. Lineage: Eukaryota; Viridiplantae; Streptophyta; Magnoliopsida; Cornales; Cornaceae. The transcript is spliced from 3 exons.